This is a messenger RNA of Pteronotus mesoamericanus, 487 nucleotides long. It is a transcript of the gene TOMM20L, whose product is annotated as translocase of outer mitochondrial membrane 20 like. The coding region runs from base 1 to 456 and encodes 151 amino acids. The transcript has 5 exons. Gene Ontology annotation, molecular function: transmembrane protein transporter activity. The record is from RefSeq and is a predicted model, not a curated record. Lineage: Eukaryota; Metazoa; Chordata; Mammalia; Chiroptera; Mormoopidae. Gene Ontology annotation, cellular component: mitochondrial outer membrane translocase complex; mitochondrial outer membrane. Gene Ontology annotation, biological process: tRNA import into mitochondrion; protein import into mitochondrial matrix; protein targeting.
AUGUCCUGCGUCCUCACCCUCCGCAUCCUGGCAGCCCUGGCGGCCUGUGGCGCCGUCGCCUUCCUGGGCUACUGUGUUUACUUCGACUGGAAACGGCGUGGCGACCCUGCGUUCAAGCGCCGCCUGCGGGACAAAAGAAGAGCCCAGCAGCAAAAGGCUGAGGGACGGGGCGCCCAGGUGUGGGAUCCAGCAAGGAAUGAAAAAUUGCAAGAAUUUUUUCUGCAAGAGGUACAGAUGGGAGAACUUUGGUUAUCUAGAGGAGAGCACAGAAUGGGGGUUGAACAUCUCAGCAAUGCUCUUUUAGUGUGUAGGCAACCAAGGGAACUUCUGAAGGUUUUUAAACACACACUGCCUCCCAAGGUAUUUGAGAUGCUGUUACACAAAAUUCCCCUUAUUUGCCAGCAAUUUGAGGCAGACAUGAAUGAACAGGAAUACUUGGAGGAUGAUCCUGAUUGAAAAACAUUUCAACGUCUCCACAGUCCAGUCA